AUGCGGACCAGCGACUCGCGCCACCUCCUUCCCAUAAACACCAUGCUCUUCUCUGGCGAACUAACACCCUCACCAAAACGCAAAUCUGUGUAUCUGGCGAAUCAGACACUUGCCAACUUGCAAGACGCCCAAGAUGAGACAAUCACAGCGCUGCCUCAGCAUCCUGGCUCACAUCCUGGUUUUGAUGAGAUAGAGGAAGAGCAAGUGCUAGUCAAGGAGUCAUUUUGGGGAAAGCUGGCGGCGAAGAGUAGACGGUGGAUGUGCUUUGGGACUCAGCAGAAGAAGAAAGAGAUGAUGAAAAGCCCCGGGGAGAUGGAAAAAGUCAAGCUUGUCAUUGGAGAGCCGACGGAGUUCAGGCAUGUGGGGACUGCGGCACCGGUGGCACGUAGGCGUAGCCAAGGAGUGCAGUUGGUGGAUGGAGAUAGUGAUUGGGAGGACCUUGAGUAG
Pyrenophora tritici-repentis Pt-1C-BFP is the source of this 447-nucleotide messenger RNA. RefSeq lists its product as uncharacterized. Lineage: Eukaryota; Fungi; Ascomycota; Dothideomycetes; Pleosporales; Pleosporaceae. The record is from RefSeq and is a predicted model, not a curated record.